AAAUGAGUGAAGAAUAAGAGUUUCUUUGUUAAGAAGAAGGUCAUGAUGAAGAUGAAAUAAUUGGUUUCUGUUUAAAUUAGAAAUGCACAUAAAAUUUGUAAUGUUGUUUAAAAUGUUGUUGGGAUAAACAUAAUAAUCAUGAAGAAGAUUGCAAGACAUUUAGAUAGAUAUAAAAGAUAAUUAUAAGUAAUAAAGCAUUGGAAGAACAGCAAAAAGGAAAACUAAUGGAGAAAAUAAAAGAGAUAUAAUAAUUAUGUGAAUAAAUAAUUGAACAUAAAAGUUUUGAUAGUGAGAGAUUAUAAACUUUAGAGAAAGACUUAAAGAAAAAAGAUUUUAGAAAAUGCUUAGACAAUAUUCCUUUAUUUAAAUAAUAUAGCGCAUUUUUAUAAACAAAUACUUAAAGUAAAAAUUGAUAUUAAUAUAUAUUUAGAAUUGUUAUUAGAAUAAUUAGAUAAAGGAUUAUAAACUUUGAAAUGUUUUACAAUGGGUAUAUGUGAAAUGUUAGAAUAAACAAAAUGUAAAUUAUUAUAAAAUAAUUAAGUAUUGGAGGAUAGUAAUGUCUAAAUAAAGUCUGAAAUAUUAAAUGCAAGUUAAAUAAAAAAGUAGACUCAUGCAAUAAAGGAGACUUAGACAAUAAAAAUAGAAUAGAAAGGUAAUUAUAUAAUAUCAAAAUAGAUUAAUAAAAUUAAGUAAAUAUAGAAGUGUAAUAAUAAUAAUAAUAAAAAUAAUAAACUAAUGAAAUAGAGAUUGUAGAAAAGAAAGAAAUGAAUAAGCAAGUUGGUCCAGGAAUUGGUUAUUAAGUAAUAUAAACUAUAAAAAUUAGUAAUAAAAUAAACCUCCUCCAUAAAUAUCUUAAAGUUAAAUAAUCCCAGGAUAGAUACCAGGUUAAAUUUCAUCUUAGAAUUAAUAAAUACUACCACCAGGUUAAUAUGGACCUCCUUAAAGUUAAUAUUAAUAAUAAAGUUCAAUACAACCUCCUGGUUCUUAAUUCUAAUAAGGUUCAAUUCCUCCACCUAAUUUAAAUUUGCCACCAUUAGGAUAAAAUUCAUCAUCAAAUCCAAUAAAUAAAUCAGGAUUACCUCCUAAUCUGAGUUAAUUACCAAAAUAACCAAUUCCAGGUUAGAUUCCUCCUCCUAAUACAAAAUCCUCUUAAUUACCACCUGGUAUAUCUGGUUUGCCACCUGGUUUACCACCUGGAAUUACCUUAUAAGGUUUACCCCCUGGAAUUACUCCAUCUGGUUUACCACCUGGAAUUACUCUAUAAGGUUUACCUCCUGGAAUUACUCCAUCUGGUUUACCAGGUUUACCAACAACUUCUAAAACUCCAUUACCUCCUAAUUUAUAACCAAAUUCUUAUUAAUCAAUACUAGGAUCUUUAAACAAUGAUCAAAAACAACAACUCAUGAUAUUACUUAAUAAUUAAUCACCAGAAAUUAUGAAAUAUGUUAUAGAGCAAAUCCUUUAAAAACAAAAUUCCAAUGAUCCAUAGUUUUAUUUAUAAUAUAUUAUUUAGAUACAAAAAUAAACCUCAACCUAAAAUUAAUUUAGAUCCUGAAUAAGUUAAAAUUUAUGAAAAUGAAUUCAUUCCUCAAAUUUUCAUUAAAUUUUGUAAAUAUCCUAUCUAUAUUUCAAGGUGGACAUUUAAUCAAUUAAGGAAAUAUUAAAGAAGCUUUAGAUAUUUGCAAUAAAGCAAUUUAAAAAUAUCAAUUUAAUCUUGAUUUAUCUUAUAUUAAAUGUAAUAUCUUUUUUAUCUUAUACUUAGGUAUAAUUUUAAUGAAAUUGAAAUAAUUUGAAGAAGCUCUUAAGACAUGUGAAUUUAUAAUUCAAUCUGAUCCUGAUAAAUUAAAAAUCUUCUCCUUAAAAGGUAUUAUCAUUACUCAUUUAUUAGGAACCAUUUUAUCAGAAUUAAAUAAAAAUGAAGAAGCUAUAGAAUUUUUCGAUUUAGCAAAUGGAUUAGAUCCAAAUGAUUUCGAUGGUCAUUUCUAUAAAGGUUUAUAAUUAUUAUUAUUCAUAAAGGAAAGACCUUGAUAACAAUGUAAUAAUAUGAAGAAGCUGUUAAAAGUUUAGAGAGAUCUUUAGACAUAUAACCAGAAAAUGAAUAAAUAUAUUAUCUUAUGGGUAUUCAAUUUUUACAUAUUUUAGGUGUUGCCUUACUCAAACUAAAUAAAUUUCCUAAAGCUAUUGAAAACUUUACCAUAGUAACCAGCAUCAAUCCUAAAAAUUAAGAAGCAUUAAUUUUAAAAUGUACUUAAUUUAUAAUAUUAUUAGCCGAAUGUUUAAAUUAAUUAAAAGAAUAUUAAGAAGCUGUCAAAAUAGCAGAUGCAGCAGUAUAACUUGAUCCUAAUGAACCUGAAGCUCAUCUAAAUAAAGGUUAUCUUUUCUAUAUAUAUAUAUAUUUAGGUUUGGGAUUACUUAGAAUCCAAGCUUACAAAGAAUCACUAGAUUGUUUUGAUAAAGUUAUCUUAAUCGAUAAUUAAUUACAUGAAGCCCAUGCAUUUAGAGGUUAUACUUAAUAUUAUCUAUAGGAGAAGCACUACAUAAUUUAAAAAAAUAUCCAGAAGCUGUUUAAUCUUAUGAUAAUGCUAUCAAAUUAUCACCUAAUCCUAAGUAUAUGUUCAAAAAAGGUAUAUCCAUUUUUUGUUAUUUUCAAGCUGAGACCUUAAAGGCUAUGGAAUUAAAUGAUGAAGCUGAUAGCCUAAUAAAAUCAGCUUAAGAUAAAUUAGAUUAAGAAAAUUAAUCUUCUCUAAAACAAGAAUUUUAAUCAAUAUGA
Molecule: messenger RNA, 2770 nt
Organism: Paramecium sonneborni
Lineage: Eukaryota; Ciliophora; Oligohymenophorea; Peniculida; Parameciidae
Source: the annotation of a GenBank genome assembly